GCAUAGCUGUUAAAUGAUGAAGAAUUUGGGAGAGGUUGCCGGUGGUCCAGCCAAUCGCGUACCGAGGUGUGGCCCCGUGAAGGCGUGGCCAAAGCGAAGAGGGGCCGUCCCAGAAGCGGAAGUGUGUCUCGGCUGAUCUUUCGCUGUCAUUCGGCCACGGUCGGUUCCAGGAGAGAGGGGCAGCCAAGAAGCAAGCAAGCACACUCACACAGAGGAUCGGCUGGCUCUGAAGGAGAGACAGUUAGUGAGAAGAAAAGAAAAUAAAACGAACAAUGAAACCGAUCGAAUAAGGCUUUAUGAACGAACCGAGUAUAAGUCACACACUGCCACGUUAACAAAGCUCUUCGAUGAUACGGUCCAGAUUACAGGCAGCAGAUAGAGAGCUGUGUCAUUGAGCAGGCAGGACACGUCAGGAGAAGGGAGAGAGAAAAAAAAAAGAGCUGACCGACUGCACUGUACGAGUCAGCUACUAAAACCGCCUCUGAAAACCUUUGCCUGCCGCACUCAUUGUUUCAAGGACACCGUCUCGCUCUCAGCCCGAGGGAAAGGAUCUCGACACAGACGACGCCGAGGUCGAAAGGUGGUGAUCAGAAGGACCAAACGAUCACGGGAUAGCACUUGUCUGUGGGGGGAGAAAACAAAUGGGGGAUUACGGGUUUGGAGUUCUAGUUCAAAACAACACUGGCAACAAGUCUGCAUUCCCGGUCCGAAUCCACCCGCAUCUGCAGCCCCCUCAUCAUCACCAAAAUGUGUCGCAGAGCCCUGCCGCUUUCAUAAACAGCACCACAGCCGCAGGGAAUGGCACCACAGGAGGCUCUCCCUGGCUCUUCCCUGCCUCCGCCACCCACAACAGCGUGCAAGACGAAAUCCUGGGGGGGCCAGAAAAACCCAAAGCACAGCAGCAACAGGAAAUGCAAGAAACGCAAGAAAAGCAGCAGUUGUCUCCCGGGAGUCACCAAGAGGGUGGAAGUGGUGGUGGGAUAAUUUCAGAAUUGGAAAAAGCCAGGUCCGAUGAAGGCAAGACAGAGAAUGGCACAUCUGACAGCAGUAAUGGAAAAGAGAAGCAGCUCCGUCUUGAGUCACCUGUUCUGACAGGCUUUGAUUACCAGGAGACAUCUGGUCUCGGGGGUACGGGCCCAGUUCAGUCCAGUACAACCUCGUCAUCGCUUUCUGGCUUCAACAACUGGUCACCCGCCAUCCCGCCUGCGCCAUCAACAAUCAUUAAUGAGGAUGUCAGCUUUUUCAACCCGGCGUCUGCCAGUAACGGGCCUCUGCUGUUCCAGAACUUCUCACACCACGUCAGUCCAGGGUUUGGUGGGAACUUCUCCCCCCAGAUCGGACCAGCUGCUGCCUUGUCCCAGCACCACCCGGCUCCCCCACCCCAUCCCCAUUUCCAGCACCCCCACAGCCAGCACCAGCAGCAUCGGCGUUCUCCAGCUUCUCCCCACCCGCCACCGCCCUUCCCACACAGGAAUGCAGCUUUCAGCCAGUUGCCGCAUUUGUCCAACAGCCUGAACAAGCCCCCGUCUCCCUGGGGUCCAGCCAGCUACCAGAGUCCUUCUCCCUCCCCCGGCUCCUCCACUUCCUGGAGUCCCGGAGGAGGAUAUGGUAGUGGUGGCGGCUGGGGAGGAUCUCAAGGCAGAGAUUAUCGACGCGGGCUGAAUGGCGGGAUGACUCCCAUUAACUCUAUCUCGCCACUGAAGAAGACCUUCCCUAACAACCAUGUGGCAUCCCAGAAGUACCCUCGAAACAGUCCCGCAGGCUUUAACCCCAAGUCCUGGAUGGAUGAUGGAGUUGGCCGCAGCGAUAACAUCUUCCCCUUUCAGGAGCGCACCAGGUCAUUUGACAGCUUCAACAUGAACACUCUGGAGAGCUCCCUGAUUGACAUCAUGAGAGCUGAGCAGGACAGCCUGAAAGGUCGUCUUGGUUUCCCCCACCCAGGAGGGGACAACCCUCUUCCCCUCAAUGCCAGGAAUUAUAGCAGGAGACGAGGUCACUCUUCUCUCUUCCCCAUAGAGGAUGGUUUCCCUGAUGAUGAACGUGGAGACCAGGGUCUCGCAGGCCUAGGUUCCCCACACUGCUUUCCGCACCAGAACGGAGAGCGUGUGGAACGCUACUCCCGCAAGGUCUUUGUUGGAGGACUGCCCCCAGAUAUAGAUGAAGAUGAGAUAACAGCCAGUUUCAGACGCUUUGGACACCUGUUUGUGGACUGGCCUCACAAAGCUGAGAGCAAAUCCUAUUUUCCUCCCAAAGGCUAUGCCUUCCUGCUGUUCCAGGACGAGAGCUCAGUGCAGGCUUUGAUCGAUGCCUGCAUCGAGGAGGAUGGCAAGCUGUACCUCUGCGUGUCCAGCCCCACCAUCAAAGACAAGCCGGUCCAGAUCCGCCCGUGGAACCUGAAUGACAGCGACUUUGUGAUGGAUGGAUCUCAACCUCUUGACCCAAGGAAAACCAUCUUUGUGGGAGGAGUUCCUCGCCCGCUCCGUGCAGUGGAGUUGGCCAUGAUAAUGGACCGCCUGUACGGUGGAGUUUGCUACGCUGGCAUCGACACAGACCCCGAGCUGAAGUACCCCAAGGGAGCGGGGCGGGUCGCCUUCUCUAAUCAGCAGAGCUACAUUGCUGCUAUCAGUGCUCGCUUUGUACAGCUGCAGCAUGGAGAAAUCGAUAAACGGGUGGAAGUGAAGCCAUAUGUGCUGGAUGACCAGCUGUGCGAUGAGUGCCAGGGAACUCGCUGCGGUGGGAAGUUUGCGCCGUUCUUCUGCGCCAACGUCACCUGCCUACAAUACUACUGCGAGUACUGCUGGGCGGCCAUCCAUUCGCGCGCCGGCCGCGAGUUUCACAAACCCCUGGUGAAAGAGGGAGGCGACCGACCCCGUCACAUCUCCUUCCGCUGGAACUGAGCGGAAAUUAGAGAGGGAGAGGCAACAGAGGAGCAGGAGGGCAGGUAGUGCAGGAGUCGCAAAAUCAUUGUACAAAUAAAUGCACUUUUCUGUUGCUGGUUCCUUUUUGCUCCACUUUCACCCGACAUUUUUUGCAAUUUUUUGUUAAAUUAAUAUUUAAAGACGGAAAAGAAAGAUUGGAUUUAUAUCCAGAUAUGUCGAGGAAGCAAAAAAAAGAUGUGUAAUAUGAUUUUAUUUAUAUGUUUGAUUUUUAAAAUAUUUUUAUUAGUUCUAAAAAAAAAAACAUAUAUAGAAAAGUUUGAGGUGUGAUAUGGUACUCUGCUAUUUUAAUUGGGAUAUUUUUCUAAACAGUGUAUUUAAUUUUAAUUUUGAUACAAGAGGCCCCGAAACAAAUUGUCAUUUGACAUUCA
Molecule: messenger RNA, 3307 nt
Organism: Oreochromis niloticus (Nile tilapia)
Lineage: Eukaryota; Metazoa; Chordata; Actinopteri; Cichliformes; Cichlidae
Gene: cpeb4b
Product: cytoplasmic polyadenylation element binding protein 4b
Exons: 11
Coding region: 642-2897 (751 amino acids)
Biological process (GO): negative regulation of cytoplasmic translation
Cellular component (GO): neuron projection; cytoplasm; synapse
Molecular function (GO): translation factor activity, RNA binding; mRNA regulatory element binding translation repressor activity; ribosome binding
Source: RefSeq, a predicted model, not a curated record